Drosophila navojoa is the source of this 865-nucleotide messenger RNA. RefSeq lists its product as uncharacterized. Lineage: Eukaryota; Metazoa; Arthropoda; Insecta; Diptera; Drosophilidae. The record is from RefSeq and is a predicted model, not a curated record. Gene Ontology annotation, molecular function: protein binding.
AAACUCAAAUUGCUUACAGUGAGAACUGUAAAUGAACCCAAAACCAUGUCAACUGCUUAGCUGAGCAUUAAAACUAAACAGAUCUACUUAAUGUACAGUGUCUAAUUAUUUCUGCGUAAUUAAAGCAGUUAGAAUUAAUUAUAAACAAGAGCUGGCGCGGCGAGCUUUAUGACGGUCGCAACUAUAAAAGCGUCAAGCUUCGGUGAGAAGAGCCUCAGUUUCUUCUUGGCAUUUGAAUUUAAGUUCAGCUUGGAGUAUGACAGUGAACUUUGUUGUAUUAUACAACUGUCUGGUGCGAGGUCUCUUUGUGCCACCCAUGGGAUAUUCUUACGAUCAGGGAUUAGGUCAAGGCGCGGAGCAGGCCGGUGUGGAUAAUCCCUCGUCCAGCUCAUCGAUUCAACUGUUUUCCUGUCUAUAUGGCGUUCGUGAAUUACCUGGCGGCUUAAACGUCGAAGCGGAUCGUCGAGUUUCUUUUCUCACUGUGGAUGACCCUAAUCAAAACUUGCUCGAAGUCAAUAAUCAACUGGGCGCCGUCUAUCCGAACAGUCUGGAAGUACCCAACUCUUUGACGGAUGCCGAACUUCUCUCAGUAUAUCAGUAUAGCACCCCAGGAACACCUACUCAGCCGCCCCCAACCGCCAUGAGGGCGGACAAACGCAACUGCCACAUUAUUAAAUGCCCCAAGUUUUCGGAAUCCGUAUACGGCAGCGACGGCGGCACCUGUUACGAGUUCUCCAAUCAGUGCUUCAUGGCCGUUGCCAGCUGCAAGCGCCACAAUAAUCGACUGCCGCGUCUCAAGGAAGUCACUAAGAAGCACUGCGAAAAACAUCUGAAUCGAGUUGUUAUAUAAGGCUCUCGAAGCGGA